AAAAGGGAGGUAACAUGUAAACUUCCUGUAAUGUUCUCGAUGCUGACCAUGUAGAUAUUUAUUGAAUAGGAUAUCCAAUUUAAAAGAUAUCAACAAUGACAGACAAGGCUACCCCCAAUCCCCUGGAACAGUUUGUUCUGUUGGCCAAAACUGCUAAAGGGGCUGGAGCUGUAGAACUAAUCAAGCAAGCUCUUGAUGCUCAAGGCGUUUAUGUAUUUGGAGAACUUCUGGAUAUGCCACAUAUUCAAGAGCUUGCUUCAGGUCCUCAUUCACAGUAUCAUAAUCUCCUCAAUAUAUUUGCAUAUGGAAGUUACAAAGAUUACAAAGCAGGUGCUUUGAACCUGCCAGCACUUAGUCCAGCACAGCUUACAAAACUGAGACAUCUGACUAUCGUGUCAUUAGCAACAAAGAAUAAGUGCAUUCCCUAUUCAGUUCUUCUUGAGGAACUAGAUAUACAGAAUCUAAGAACUCUUGAAGAUUUAAUUAUUGAAGUGAUCUAUGCUGAUAUAGUACAUGGAAAAUUAGAUCAGAAAAACCAACAGUUAGAGGUGGAUUAUGCCCUGGGGCGAGACAUUCGACCAGAGGCGGUCCCGGAAAUUGUGUCUGUUCUGCAAGACUGGUGCACAGGCUGUGAAGCAAUGUUGCAGAGUAUAGAAUCCCAAAUCUCCAAGGCCAACCAAAAUAAAGAAAAUAAUAUACGAAUCAAACAUCAAAUAGAACAGGAGGUAAUAAAUAUAAAGAAAACUCUGAAGAAUACACAACAACAGGACUCAGAAGAACAGAUGGUGACAGAUAGCCAAGUGUCCAUGUCAUGUGAUAAACCAAGCAAGAAAUCCUCCAAAACAAAAGGAUUGCGUGGAAGUAGUGGGACAAAGCUUUGGAAAUGACAUUGGAUACGCGGCUAUUAAUGAACUCAUUGUGUUUUAUUUGUAACAAUGUGACAACUCAUUUCACAGCGAUAGUAAAUUUGAUACCAGAUUUUUUUUUUUAUAGAUGACAAUAUUCAUCAUGGAUAUUCCUCUGUAUUAUAGCUAUUAUAUGCAGUCAGAAACUCAGAUCUUUAGUUCUAUGUGAAAGAAUUUGCCAACAGAUUGCAUUAAAUGUAAAUAUUUCCA
Saccostrea echinata is the source of this 1115-nucleotide messenger RNA. RefSeq names its product COP9 signalosome complex subunit 7a-like. The record is from RefSeq and is a predicted model, not a curated record. Bases 96 to 887 code for a protein of 263 amino acids. Gene Ontology annotation, biological process: COP9 signalosome assembly. The transcript is spliced from 9 exons. Gene Ontology annotation, cellular component: COP9 signalosome. NCBI's taxonomy places the organism in Eukaryota, Metazoa, Mollusca, Bivalvia, Ostreida, Ostreidae.